This is a messenger RNA of Fundulus heteroclitus (mummichog), 2492 nucleotides long. It is a transcript of the gene ube2g1b, whose product is annotated as ubiquitin-conjugating enzyme E2G 1b (UBC7 homolog, yeast). Gene Ontology annotation, molecular function: ubiquitin conjugating enzyme activity. Lineage: Eukaryota; Metazoa; Chordata; Actinopteri; Cyprinodontiformes; Fundulidae. Bases 136 to 645 code for a protein of 169 amino acids. The record is from RefSeq and is a predicted model, not a curated record. Gene Ontology annotation, biological process: protein polyubiquitination; proteasome-mediated ubiquitin-dependent protein catabolic process. The transcript has 6 exons.
CGUCCACCGAAUGUUGUGUCAAAGUAGCCAGCAGUUGGCAUCGCAGCGCCUCGUUUCUGUCCCGGUUCUAGCUCUGGUUUUCCGAAGGUGUUUGCCUACAGACAGCGUUUUUUCCCUCGGUUCCGUUCGCGUACCAUGACCGAACAAUCAGCAUUACUUCUUCGAAAACAAUUAGCAGAGCUCAACAAGAACCCAGUGGAGGGCUUUUCAGCUGGUCUGAUAGACGAUGACGACAUAUACAAGUGGGAAGUUGUGAUAAUUGGUCCCCAAGAUACUCUCUUUGAAGGAGGGUUUUUCAAAGCAUACCUCACCUUUCCUUAUGACUAUCCGCUGCGGCCACCAAAGAUGAAAUUCAUCACAGAGAUUUGGCAUCCCAAUGUUGCAAAGAACGGCGAUGUUUGCAUCUCGAUCCUGCACGAGCCCGGAGAAGACAAGUUCGGCUACGAAAAGCCUGAGGAGCGCUGGCUUCCGAUCCACACCGUGGAGACAAUCAUGAUCAGCGUCAUCUCCAUGCUGGCAGACCCAAACAGCGAUUCCCCCGCUAAUGUGGAUGCUGCAAAAGAAUGGAGGGAGGACCCUAACGGCGAAUUCAAGAAGAAGGUGGCUCGCUGUGUAAGGAAAAGUCAAGAGAUGGCCUUCGAUUAGGGGUCCGCUAUAUGUUCCAGGUUUAAAGGAAAUGCCUUCAGCGGGAAAAACUUCAGCAAAAAGGCUUUUGCACCCUUUGUUUUGCCAGUCAAAGGAUUCGGUUGGCCCCAACCACGUUUCUGUGAACGGUCUGCCAAGAUGAGCCAAUUUGGGAACACUACCAGCGAAAUUAUCCUGUUUCCUACCUGGAAUUGUAUAUUUAAUUUAAUUUAUUUUGAAAAAAUGAAUGAUGUAAGAUAUGUCACUACUGUAAAUGGACUUGCUUUUUUAUCUGCUGCUGAACAGUUUCUACUUUCUACCAGGUUUCUUAUGCAAUUUAGUGCUCAAGAUUGUGUAGAACAAAACAAAAGCCUGUCCCCAUUAGGUCUUCGUUCGUCCUCCUUACUAACCGCCCGAUUGUUGUCAACCCAACACCUUUCUUAGUGGAUGUGAUUAUUUUUCCGAAGCUGUCGUCGAAUCACCGUUGCCUUUUGUUGGCGUCACCGUUUAACAGGCGGCUCUUUGUUUAAAGCAACCGGUUAAAGACGUUUUAGCGCGACCGUAGGGUCUUCAUGUGUUUUUCUGUGAAACUGCCUCCCGAUUGCGGUUUCUUCUAAUACCAGUGCGUGUUGGGGAUGUUUAAAGCCAUGACCUUCAAACGCGCAGAAUCCAUUUCUAGCUCUAUUGUCCGUUCAUUGCCGGGAAAUUUUUUGCAGCUUACACAUUAUUUGAAUAUUUCCGUUUCACGGUGUUUUAACUCGGACAGGUGUAGCAGACGGUACAAAAGAGGUUUGUGCCAACGUCUCAGGAUCAGGCUUUAUUAAGGUCUUGAUUGGCAGUCGACACGGUGGGACCCUAGACUUGCUAAUCCCGCCCCUCUUGGAUCCUGGUCGACAUGGAGGCCCGCGAGUGAGCUCAGUUUGCCUGUCGGUAUAAAUCAUGGCCAGUCAAACCCCAUCUCUGUAUAAAUAAACUCAGACUGUGAAUAUUCUGCAUGUAGACCGGUGAACUGGCUCCUGGUCCUUCCCUCAUGUCGGACACAAAGCAAACCUGAGCAGGUUUUACGGUCGAAAUGGUUGGUGUGCCGGGGGAAAGGCUCCUGAUUUCAGAGGCUCCAUAGUUCAGGUAGAUUAGCGGUUCUGUUGCCAUGGCACGUUUUGGCUUUUUAUUAGCGUGUGGAUUCAAUCGCACUCACUUCUGGGUUUCCACUCUUGGAUAGAGCUCCUGUAUAAGGUUUUAUUGGUCUGUUGUUGGAUAACGUUAUCCCGUUUGCUUUAUUGUUGGGAUCCUUGAUUGGAGAUGUUGAGUUGUUUUACCAUCUAGUACAGAUGGUAAAGUGGUUUAAAAAAAAUGCAUACACGAUGUUAUUAACAGACCGAUGAAGCCAUGAUUUAACCUCCAUCUAAAACGUGUUUAGUCCUGACAAACACUGAAUUCAGCUGACCAUCCUGUGGCGUGCAUGAUCCGACGUUAAGGAGUUAAGGUUAUGUUUUAAAUAGGAAACCACUGUCGGUGCCCGCUGGUUGAGUGUGCUGUGUAUAGGUAGUACGUUUCUGCAGACUGGAUGGUCACGUUCCUGCUGUUUGACGUUCCCAGGUUUACUUGAGAACCUUUCCGACCCGCCCCAUGACCUCCUCCGACCGGUGUUCACUGUAUUUGCACAGAUGCGGUGCGAUUGAAACGUCGUUGAGCAAUACCCUCUGAAAGCGGCGGCGUGCCCGGACACGUUGCCGCCCCGUGCACCGCGGCGCCAUUACUCGUCUCCUGUAGGAUCGUCGUUCGUUUUCUGGUUUUUAUUCUUUCGUUUCAUUUUUGUGUCAAUGCAAUGUAUAUUGGACAUGUUGCUCAAUAAAGUUGUGUAAACCGAG